AUUACCAUUAUUACUCACUCCUUGGAUUAAGGUAUUCAACUUUUCAUUUCCACUCUUUUCAGUUCUCACGCUUUAGCUGUCAUCAUUUCUCACACAAAGUCAGUGAAAAUCUUUCUCUCUCUCGAUUUUGUUCUUCUAUCAGUUACUAAGCUUCAAUGGACUACAGCUCUGAAGAAGAGUCGGAUAUCAGUGAAUCUGAGAUUGAGGAGUACUUUGAGAAACCUUACAAGCAAUUGAAAGACGGUAAUUACAAGGUGAAGAAUGUCAAUGGCACACUUCGGUGCCCGUAUUGUGCUGGAAAGAAGAAGCAGGAAUUCAAAUAUAAGGAUUUGCUGCAACAUGCAUCCGGAGUAGGUAAAGGUUCAGCAAACAGAAGUGCGAAACAAAAGGCCAACCACCUUGCUCUGGCAAAGUAUUUGGAGACCGACUUAAUCAAUGAAGCAGAUCAAAUACCUCAACCAGAUUUGAUCCAACCUGUCAACCAACCUGCUCAGCCAGUUGAGAAUUACGUCUGGCCAUGGACAGGCAUUAUUGUUAACAUCAAGAGAAAGUUACAGGAUCCUGCAUACUGGCUAAAGGAAUUUUCCAAGUACAAACCAUUGAAUUUUCAUAUAUUCUUGGUGGAUGGUGAUGCUCAGGCUGUAAUUGACUUCAAUAAUGACUGGAACGGUUUCAUGAAUGCAAGUGAGUUUGAGAAAUCCCUUGAAACUAAACAUCAUGGAAAAAAGGAUUGGAAUUCAAUGGACUUGCAGGCCAGUUCAGACAUUUAUGGAUGGGUUGCACGUGAAAACGAUUAUAAUUGUGAAGGGCCAAUCGGGGAGUACCUUCGCAACAAAGGAAGGCUAAGAACAAUUUCAGAUAUUGUUCAAGAAGCAUCUGAAAGCAGAAAUAGCAUUGUUGAAAACCUUGCAAAUGAAAUUGAUAUUACAAAUGAAAACCUCAACAAAAUGCAGUACAAGUAUAACGAGAAGAAUAUGUCCUUAAGUAGGAUGCUGGAGGAGAAAGACAAGCUACACAAUGCUUUUGUGGAAGAGUCAAGGAGUAUGCAGCGUAAAGCUCGUGAGGACGUACGCAGGAUCUUGGAAGAACAGGAAAAGAUGAGUAAUGAAUUGGAUGAAAAAAUGCGGAAGCUUGAUUCCUGGAGUAGAGAUCUGAAUAAACGUGAGGUGCUAACUGAUCAAGAGAGGCAGAAACUUGACGAGGACAAGAAUAAGAAAGAUCUGAGGAAUGAGUCGCUCCAGUUGGCUUCAAAGGAGCAGAAGAUAGCUGAUGCGAAUUUCUUCAAGCUUGUCGAACAGCAAAAGAGAGAAAAAGAAGAGGAUUUAAACAAGAUCCUUCAAUUGGAAAAGCAGCUAGAUGCCAAACAAAAGUUAGAGAUGGAAAUUGUGGAGUUAAGAGGGAAAUUGCAAGUUAUGAAACAUCUUGGAGAUCAAGAUGAUGCAGCUAUCAAGAAAAAGAUGGAAGAAAUGAAUGCUGAAUUGACUGACAAAAUAGAAAAUUUGGAGGAUAUGGAGUCAAUGAAUCAAACCCUCAUUGUCAAGGAGCGCCAAAGCAAUGAUGAACUACAGGCAGCUCGUAAAGAAUUAAUAGAAGGGUUAAAUGCUAUGAAGCCUCGUACUAAAGCUUCUAAAGCUCCUAAACCUAUUAAUAUUGGGACCAAGAGAAUGGGAGAGCUUGACCAGCAGGUGUUUUUGAAUGCCUGCAAGAAAAAAUAUUUUGAAGAUGAUGGGACGAAGGGCGUGGAGCUUUGCUCUUUUUGGCAGGAGAAUGUGAAGGAUCCAGCUUGGCAUCCUUUUAAAGUGAUCAGAGUGAAUGAUACCCAUGAGUCAGUUUUAGAUGAGGAAGAUGAGAAAUUAAAAAAGCUAAAGCUGGAAUGGGGAGAUGAGGUAUUUUCAGCUGUUGUAACAGCUUUGGAAGAAGUAAAUGAAUACAAUCCAAGUGGAAGAUAUUCUGUUUCGGAGCUAUGGAACUUCAAGGAAAAGAGGAAGGCAACAUUGAAAGAAGUUAUCACUCAUAUCGUGGGACAACUUAAGGGCAAGAAACGAUAAAGGGGAGAAGUACAUGAUAUAUCAAUGGGGCAAUGGAAAGCAAGACCAUUUUCGUCGUAAUGUACGAAUUCGAAU
This is a messenger RNA of Trifolium pratense (red clover), 2123 nucleotides long. Its product is annotated as factor of DNA methylation 1-like. Lineage: Eukaryota; Viridiplantae; Streptophyta; Magnoliopsida; Fabales; Fabaceae. The transcript is spliced from 8 exons. Gene Ontology annotation, biological process: gene silencing by siRNA-directed DNA methylation. The record is from RefSeq and is a predicted model, not a curated record. The coding region runs from base 156 to 2048 and encodes 630 amino acids.